ACUAAAAAGAUGACAGGUGUUAAAGCUUUUUAUAGAGACGUACUAAAAAGUUGGAAGUGCGCACAAAUAUAAUAGUAAGACAAUCACAUAUAGAGAUAAGCUUAGCUUAAGGUGAAGAAAGCAAAGGAAAAAAUGGGAUCAGAGACGUUUGUUGAAGUGAUACUUGCAAUCCUGCUGCCUCCUGUUGGUGUCUUCCUUCGUUAUGGGGUUGGGGUUGAGUUCUGGAUUUGUUUGUUAUUGACAAUAUUGGGUUACAUACCAGGCAUAAUAUAUGCCCUUUAUGUGCUUGUUGCUUAAAUUUAUGUGACAUGGAACAACUUCUGAAUGUACUGAAUUUUGUAAUGAUGAUAAAAUGUACUCUUGUAGUGUUAUUUGUAAUAGAGGUUAUGUAGGAUAGUAUUGUAUGUACCCUUUUUCGCGAUCGGAUAAGUAUUUGGUGUGUGUAGAGUGUUUUUCUUUUUUUCGUUCUUUUGUAUAUAUGUGUGAUUUUAUCCUUCCGAGUAUAAUAAUGUAUUAAUUUUUCUUU
Molecule: messenger RNA, 526 nt
Organism: Spinacia oleracea (spinach)
Lineage: Eukaryota; Viridiplantae; Streptophyta; Magnoliopsida; Caryophyllales; Amaranthaceae
Product: low temperature-induced protein lt101.2
Exons: 2
Coding region: 133-297 (54 amino acids)
Cellular component (GO): membrane
Source: RefSeq, a predicted model, not a curated record